AGGGAGAGCAGAACAGGUUUGAACAGCAGAUUGACGCUGUGUCGGGCAGACUGAAGACUCCCUCACUGGACGAAUAUGGUUUAUUUUGGUGGAUUUCGACUGGAGAAUCCGAGUCUGUGAUUAAAAGCUGUGGAUUUUUUUUCUCAUUCUCACAUCACCUCGGUUUACUGAGAAUCUGGGGGGGGAAAGGACAAGUGAAAGAUCUCUGGAAGAAGCUGUUUUUACCUUGGAAAGACACGCCAACAAAGAGCAUUCAGGGAAGUAGCCUGCUGCCUGGUGAGGUAACGCAAGUUAGUUCAGCAACAAAUAAAGUACGGCAGCGGAUCAGUUCUCCACCAUGGUUUACAACAGACUCCUCCGUACGGUUUUGCCCUUGCUGUUUUUUAUUCUGUUCAUAAACGUGGGAAUCUUUCGAGUAAACGGGCAGUACGGCGGCGGUGACCGAGGAAUGUCUAUACCGGAGCACGGGUUUUGCCAGCCGAUCUCCAUUCCGCUGUGUACGGACAUCGCGUACAACGAAACUAUCAUGCCAAACCUGCUGGGUCACACCAACCAGGAGGACGCGGGGCUGGAGGUCCACCAGUUCUACCCGCUGGUGAAAGUGCAGUGCUCCCCGGAUUUAAAGUUCUUCCUCUGCUCCAUGUAUGCGCCCGUGUGCACGGUGCUCGAGCAGGCGCUGCCUCCGUGCCGCUCUCUGUGCGAGCGCGCGCGGCAGGGUUGCGAGGCGCUCAUGAACAAGUUCGGCUUCCAGUGGCCCGAUAGCCUCGCGUGCGAGUCCUUCCCAGUCCACGGCGCGGGAGAGCUGUGCGUCGGCCAAAACAUGUCGGACCGCACCGACUCGGAGAGCCCCGGUCCGUACCCCACCGAGCGCACACCCUCUGGCCCCGUGAACGGUCAGUUCAGGUGCCCGGCCUCGCUCAGGGUGCCUCCCUAUCUGAACUACCGCUUCCUCGGGCAGGAGAACUGCGGCGCUCCCUGUGAGCCUAAGAGAUCUCACGGGAUGAUGUACUUUAGUGAGGAGGAGCUCAAAUUUGCGAGGAUAUGGAUCGGCAUCUGGUCAGUAUUGUGCUGUGCUUCCACUUUAUUUACCGUACUGACCUACCUGGUGGACAUGAAGCGCUUCAGCUACCCGGAGCGGCCAAUUGUCUUCCUCUCUGGCUGCUACACUAUGGUAUCCAUCGCCUACAUUGCUGGAUUUUUACUGGAGGACAAGGUGGUGUGCAAUGACAGGUUUGAUAAUGACAUAAGGACUGUGGUGCAGGGCACUAAAAAAGAGGGCUGCACCAUCCUCUUCAUGAUGCUGUACUUCUUCAGCAUGGCCAGCUCAAUCUGGUGGGUCAUCCUGGCCCUCACCUGGUUCCUGGCAGCAGGGAUGAAAUGGGGCCACGAGGCCAUCGAGGCUAACUCUCAGUACUUCCACCUGGCAGCCUGGGCCGUGCCGGCCAUCAAGACUAUUACCAUCCUGGCUGUUGGGCAGGUGGACGGAGAUGUGUUGAGUGGGGUUUGCUUCGUGGGUAUCAACAGCGUGGACGCCUUGCGUGGCUUCGUUCUGGCACCGUUAUUUGUCUACCUGUUCAUCGGCACCUCCUUCCUCCUGGCUGGCUUCGUGUCCCUGUUUCGCAUCCGGACCAUCAUGAAGCACGACGGCACCAAAACGGAGAAGCUGGAGAAGCUGAUGGUGCGGAUAGGGAUCUUCAGCGUGCUGUACACUGUGCCGGCCACCAUCGUCAUCGCCUGCUACUUCUACGAGCAGGCCUUCAGAGAGCAGUGGGAGAGGACGUGGAUCAGCCAGACAUGCAAGACAUACGCUGUACCAUGUCCUAUCCAGAACCACCCCAACAUGAGCCCUGACUUCACUGUCUUCAUGAUAAAGUAUCUCAUGACGCUCAUUGUGGGCAUUACCUCUGGAUUUUGGAUCUGGUCUGGGAAGACACUCAACUCCUGGAGGAGGUUUUACACAAGACUGGCCAACAGUAAACAGGGUGAGACCACAGUGUAAUGUGGUUUUACCUCAACCCUCACACAGACUGCUUAGUGACAAACUGAAUGAUAAUCCUCUUUAUUAUUUUCAUUUGAUUCGUCUUUGACUUAAAGGAGACACUCUGUAUGUUUUUUAAUGUACAUACACAUUUGUGAGAUUUUUGUAAGUAUAUAUUUGUAUUUAAAGAUUUUAAAAAUUCUUUCCUUUUUUUUAAAAAAAAAAAAAAACACAACUUUUUCAUACUUUGGACAUAAUGGAAUUGUACUUAACCAUCACAAAGAGCCAGCCGACCAUCAAAGAGCCUGAGGUCUCAUGACCUGGCUCACUGUGGACACCACUGGGAGUAUUUCACAUCGAGUGUUUGCAUCUUUGAUCAGUGAACUGCCUGUGAGCGGUGGGUCUAUUCUAAGCAGAGUCCCGUGAAACCCAAGUGCUUCCUCGUGGCUGCCUCUUAUCCUGAUUAACCAGCUGUAGUUUGUGUCUGUUGUACAGUUGAGCAGCAGUUGCCCGGGCUCUGGAGGGAAAUGUCAGUCGUCUGGGACAAGAGACGGUGCACAGGUUGUGAAUGUGAGUCAUUGUGACAGAUGGUUUUGGCUUGUAGCUCAGGCCCUGACAGUUAUAACAUUCCUUUCCAAAUAAAGCACACGCAAUCUUGCCAGUUUAAAGGACCAUACCAGCGUUUUUGCAUGUUUUAAUCCUGAAAGUUGUGUAUUUUUAGUGAAGAUUUUUUAUUGUGUUCUUCCCACUUUCCUGGAAACUGAUUUUUUUUUACUAUGAUAUGAAAUUCUGCUGACAGUGUCCAUAACAGCUGACCUGUGUUUUGUUUAAAUUGUGUUAUUGUUGCGUUGCAAUGCAGAUGUAAGAGCAAAUUAAAUUGCAUUAAGACACAACAAUAACACAACAUUGACCAAAAUGAAAACAGAUAAAAUUCUCACAGAUAUUCUGACUGACAGGUUGAUUUAAUUACUGGGAUGAAAUGAGAUGGAUCCAGAGGCUGCUAGAUACCAGGGAAAACACAUUUAAGAAUAUGAAACAUUGUGGUAUGGUGUUGAAAAUGGUCAACUGUAAUGUAAGAGAUACUUCAAGGAUAUAAAACAUGCAAAUGUACUAGUAUGCUCCUUAAUAACAGCGAUUUAGAACACCAUCAGCAGUGUCCAGCUGGAAAACAUACAGACCAAGUAGAAGACCUCCGAGUGUGUGUGUUAAAGCACAUUUUAAACUUGAGCCAUUUUUCUGUAUACAGUGCUAUGUAAAAUCACUGGACACCCUUUGAGCCUUUACAGUGUGUUUUGAUACAUCUUUAAAAUGUCACACUUUCUUACAUUUUUCUAUCAAAUCAAAGUACUAAGUACUGAAAUUAGAUUAUUUGCAUGCAAUUUAUUCAACACACAAAAAGUACAUUGAUGCUGUGUCAUCAGAGUAGAAUUGAAAUGACUAAGUCAGUUGAUCUGUCGAAAAAAAAAAAUCCUAUCCUAACUAUACUGACAAUUGAUUUCUAAUUACAGUAAUUUGUCAAGCAAAAGUCCCAAAUAUCUGCAGGGCCCAGCCUCUCACAUGUGAAGAUUUGUCUCUCAUUGGUCAGGUCUGAUGUUAAUAUUUUUAGGUUUCUGAUUAUUGGUUGACUAAAUUAAAUAAUUCCAAUACAUGACUUUCAGCGAUGGUAAAUUUUAAUGGACAUAAUUGACAAUUUUCUGACAUUUUAUAGAACAAAUACUGGAAUUAGUAAAUAAUCUAUGGACUAAUCAAUGAAAAUAAGUAAGCCUAAAUCAGAUUAAUUGUGUGAGUGAAAAGCAUUUGAUCCAAAUUUUCCAGGUUGCCUGUGAAUAAGCUCAGGUUGCACCUACAGGUUUUGAACAUGACUGAAAAUUGUGAAUUGUUCCAAUUUUGACUUGUAGUAGAGUUGUAAGGCAGGUUGUAAGUUGUUAGGGUGUAUUACGGCUUCAGUCUCAGAAAACACAAGCAUAUUGUGGAAUGUGGGGUUUAUGACAACUUUGGGGUCACAGUCAAGGAACAUCAGUUUCAAACAGAAAAUGAAUGUUCUGCUCACAAUGCAUGAGUGAUGAGUUGAGGUCAUGUCAGAUAUCUGCAUGUGUGUGGGGGUUUUUUGUUUUGUUUUUUUGUUUUUGUUUUUGGUUUAUCUAAUUCUAAAAAUCCUCAUGGGACAGGGGAUAGUGAAAUUUGAAGAAGAAAAAAAACAUUUCACAGUUAUUGUAAUUGUUAAAAUGUGAAAUUAAUUUUCUUCGGGGGGUGUCCAGACUUAUACAUGGCAUUGUACUUAUGGUUCUGUCAAGAGCUGAUAAUAGGAGAGGUUAUUUGUCAUGCACACAUCACAGAUGUUUGCAACGAAAGAUGUUUUCGAUUCAUUGUUUCCAGUAUAUGUUCUUAACCUGAAGGUUGAAUAUGUCAGUUAUUGCUGAGAGGAGACCUGAUCUGCAGGGUAAUUGGAUCCUGGUGAACAUAGCUGCGUGUCUGCACUGUGGGACUGAAGAGCAGCCAGCAGCUUGCAUGUCUUCCACUGCAGGAGAAAGGAAGCCUUGUGUUGAGAUGCAGAGCGGCUGCUGUCACUGCAGCUCAGUUCACACACACAUCAUGACUUGUGUUCUUGUCAAAUGCUCUUCCACACGGUGCUUCCGGUUCAUAAUAAUCCUUUUAUUGUGUUGACGGCUCUACAAUAGUCAUGGCUUUGAAGUAAUUUCCUUUGCAUUUGCUAUGAAGAGAACCUUUAUAUUUAUAGAAAAAAUAUUCUAUAUACACUACAUUGAUUUCUUUAUGAGAAUAAAAACAAUCUCACCAUUGUCAAA
This is a messenger RNA of Lates calcarifer (barramundi perch), 4782 nucleotides long. RefSeq names its product frizzled class receptor 1 (gene fzd1). Gene Ontology annotation, molecular function: Wnt-protein binding; Wnt receptor activity. Gene Ontology annotation, cellular component: plasma membrane. Gene Ontology annotation, biological process: canonical Wnt signaling pathway; non-canonical Wnt signaling pathway. The transcript has a single exon. The coding region runs from base 338 to 1999 and encodes 553 amino acids. The record is from RefSeq and is a predicted model, not a curated record. Lineage: Eukaryota; Metazoa; Chordata; Actinopteri; Centropomidae.